Molecule: messenger RNA, 2838 nt
Organism: Acipenser ruthenus (sterlet)
Lineage: Eukaryota; Metazoa; Chordata; Actinopteri; Acipenseriformes; Acipenseridae
Product: cytochrome P450 2J4-like
Exons: 9
Coding region: 891-2399 (502 amino acids)
Biological process (GO): xenobiotic metabolic process
Cellular component (GO): cytoplasm; intracellular membrane-bounded organelle
Molecular function (GO): iron ion binding; oxidoreductase activity, acting on paired donors, with incorporation or reduction of molecular oxygen, reduced flavin or flavoprotein as one donor, and incorporation of one atom of oxygen; heme binding
Source: RefSeq, a predicted model, not a curated record
UUUUUUUUUUUUAAAUUUAGUCGUCGCCAAUUAUUUUUACCCCGGUUUUCACCCCAAUUUAGCAUGCCCAAUUAUUAUCUGUAUCCCCGGCUCACCGCUCGCAACCCCCCCCGCCGACUCGGGAAACGGAGGCUGGAACACGCGUUCUCCGAAACGUGCUCCUUCCAAGCCGUCAUUUUUCGCACUGCAGAUCCACAGCAACGCCACCAGACCUAUAGUGCCGGAGGACAACACAGAUCUGGCGGCUCCGCUGCAGAGCCACAGGCGCCCUAUCGGCCACAGGGGUCGCUGAUGCGCGGUGAGCCGUGGAUUCCCCUGCCGACCUAAGCCCUCCCUACCCGGGCAGCGCUCAGCCAAUUGUGCGCCGCCCCCUAGGAACUCUCGGUCACGGUCAGCUGUGACAUAGCCUGGAUUCGAACCUGCGAUCUCCAGGCUAUAGGGCACAUCCUGCGAGGAGCGCCUUUACUGGAUGCGCCACUCGGGAGCCCCGUACUUCAAACUCUUGCCAAGUCAGAGCAGCGCUAUUGAGCGUUCUUGUUUUGGUUCUAGCUGGACGGCAGUGACAUCACAAGCGAGGUCAGGCAAGGGUGUGUUUCUAAAGUUAUAGCGGUUCCUUUUAGAAAAACUACUUCACCCGCUGACAGCAAUGAAGAACAGAUAUGAACACACACACGGAUAAGUGAAUAGAUACAUUGUAACAUUACAAAUAGGGUGUGUUCCAGUCACCUGAUCUGAGGUCACGUGUGCGGCAGAUCUACGAGUCCACAAAACGAUAUCUGAACGCACCCAUAUUAUACUCUCGCGUAAGGUAAGCGAAGUGUGUGAGAAACACAUACCUGAGUUUAUUGUACAGUACAGGUGAGGAAAUACACUGCUGCAACCGGUGUACUAUGGCGUUUCUGCAAAGGUGCAUUCAUGUCUUCUGGGAAUGGAUGGAUGUCCGAAGCGUUUUGAUUUUCUUUCUUGUAUUUUUGCUGAUCGCGGAUUUGUUUAAACACCGGGUUCCUAAAAACUUCCCCCCUGGUCCUCGGGGCCUGCCGUUCUUGGGAAAUAUUUUGAAUCUCUACGUUAAACAGCCCCACCUGAGCAUAAGUAUGCUUGCAGAAAAAUAUGGAGAUGUCUUCAGCAUCCGACUGGGAACAAACACUGUUGUUAUAAACGGCUACAAGCUAGUUAAAGAGGCUUUAGUUCAUCAAGCAGACACAUUUGCUGAUCGUCCAAGAAUUCCAUUGGCGGAUAAUUUUAGUAAAAAUUGCGGCCUGAUUCUAAGCAACGGGCAUGUGUGGAAGCAGCAGAGAAGGUUUGCUCUCACUACACUGAAGAGCUUUGGAGUUGGCAAGAAGACUUUGGAAUCCACCAUUCUUGAGGAGGUCAGAUACCUUCAUGAGGCCUUUGAGGAGGAGCAGGGCCAGCCGUUUGAUCCCAACUUCACCAUUCACAAUGCCGUGUCCAACAUCAUCUGCUCAUUGGUGUUUGGGGACCGGUUUGAGUACAGCGACACCCGCUUUCAGGAGUUGCUGCAUUUGUUUGAAGACGUAUUUAAUCUGCAAGGGAGCUUCUGGGGCCAGCUGCAGACUGCCUUACCAGCUAUAAUGAAUAGAGUUCCUGGGCCACAUCAGAAAAUUGUUGUCCUCUGGGAAACAUUAAUUGAUUUCGUGAAGUCGGAAAUCAAAAGGCACAAGGAGGACUGGGACCCGUCGGCACCCAGAGAUUACAUCGACUGCUACCUCGGAGAAAUUGAAAAGUGUAAAGAGGACCUUGCAGAUGGAUUCAAUGAGGAUAAUCUCAUUUUUUGCACUCUUGAUCUGUUUAUCGCUGGGACUGCAUCAACAUCAACCACUCUCUGCUGGGCUCUCCUCUAUAUAAUGAAAUACCCAGAAAUACAGGAGAAGAUCCAGGCUGAAAUAGACAGCGUGAUCGGACAAUCACGGCAGCCUUCGAUGGAAGAUAAGCCCAACAUGCCAUACACUGACGCAGUGAUUCAUGAAGUUCAGAGAAUGGGCAAUGUUGCACCUCUGAAUGUGCCCAGGAUGACCACUGAAGAUACCACGCUGGGAGGGUAUUUUAUUCCAAAGGGCACUACAGUGUUUGCAACUCUGUCCUCGGUGCUGUUUGACAAGAAUGAAUGGCAGACCCCAGACACAUUUAAUCCAGGGCACUUUCUGGAUGCACAGGGGCAGUUUGUGAGAAGGGAUGCGUUCCUGCCUUUCUCCGCUGGUAAGAGGGUCUGCCUUGGAGAACAGCUGGCCCGAAUGGAAUUGUUCCUCUUCCUCACUUCCUUUCUGCAGAAGUUCACCAUCUCCUCCCCUAAAGGAGUGGAGCCGAGCCUCCAGUAUCAAGUUGGGGUGGGAUUCGGGAUUUCUCCGCGACCGUACAAAAUCUGUCUUGUACCUCGAUAAGUUAAUAAUGUGAAACAAGUAAAAUAACACAGAUUUGCCCAAAUCCAAAAGUAAUCUAAAGUACAAAUUGGGCAGCUCACUUCAACUAAAUUAAUCUGUUGUAUUAAAAAAAAAUUUACAGCUCGCUUUGUUACUGGCGGUUUGUUAAUGUUUUGUCUGGAUUAAAGAAAAUGUUGUAUGCAUUCUAGUUUUCUAAUCUGUUUUGAAAGAAACCAACAACAGUUGAGAACAGUGUCAUAAAUAUUCAAAUGAAUGUAAUCCAUUGAAACAGACUUUAAAUCACUCCUGAGUUAAAGCUUUAUGAAUGGUCUCAGUAAUUCAAAAUAAACUGUAUACUUAAAUGAUCCAUUCCCCUGAUGAAACUGUAGGGGAAAUGAUGCUCUGCUAAUGUGCUGGAACUCUCUGGAAAUAAAACCAAACUUCUGUUCAUCACAAAUUA